Messenger RNA from Filobasidium floriforme, 5613 nucleotides. RefSeq names its product Dopey, N-terminal-domain-containing protein. Gene Ontology annotation, biological process: Golgi to endosome transport. Bases 125 to 5482 code for a protein of 1785 amino acids. The record is from RefSeq and is a predicted model, not a curated record. Lineage: Eukaryota; Fungi; Basidiomycota; Tremellomycetes; Filobasidiales; Filobasidiaceae. The transcript has 24 exons. Gene Ontology annotation, cellular component: trans-Golgi network; endosome.
CAGCUUCACCUACAGCUAUCAUAAAUUAGAGGCGGAGAGAGGUCGUACAAGAUCACCUGAGCUACCCAAUCUAGCUAUUUUCAAGACGAUGCGAUCGAUAUAGCCCGCAAACGUCAAGCUCAACAUGACCUCGGACGCAGACAGGCCGUCGUUUGUCCCACCUCUCGGUGAUCACCUCGACAGCCGGAUAGAAAGGCCAAAUUCAAGCCAAGGACGACUGUCUCAGCUCAUAACAGGAAGAGCUAGUCGGUCGAGAGCGUCAUCCAUCUCAUCCGAGGCAGUCAAGGCGGAAGUGACUGGGACGACUACGCUCUCGCAAGGAGAUGGGCAUGUUUCCAGGCGUACAAAGGGUGGUCGAGCCGCAUCGCUGGCUCUGUUACAGAGUGACCCUCGAUACAAACGUUACGCUCAAACGAUAGAGAGAGCUUUAGCGACAUUCGACUCGGUAGCCGAAUGGGCCGACUUCAUUUCCUUCCUCUCCCGGCUUCACAAAGCUCUCCUCUCCACCACCCCUCAAUACACAGAGAUUCCGUACAAGAUCCAGAUCGCCAAACGGCUCGCUCAGGGUCUCAAUCCUGCUCUGCCAAGCGGGGUUCAUCAAAGGACACUCGAGGUCUACAGGGAGAUAUUCAAAAUUCUGGGGGAAGAUGGAUUCCGCCAAGACUUGGCCACCUGGUCUUCCGGCUUCUUUCCCUUCUUCCAAUACGCCUCUACCGCAGUCCGGCCGACCGUACUGGACAUAUACGAGACGUUCUACGUACCUCUCGGUCGGUCACUCCGCUCAGCCAGCAAAGCUCUCGCUCUGGCUCUCUUACCCGGUCUGGAGGAAGAGACGGGGGACCACUUCGAACGGGUACUCAAACUCGUGGACAAGAUCUCGGAGUCGGUCGAUGAUGCUUAUUUCCUGCAAUGCGUGUUCGUCGUCAUGAUCACCAAUCCCGGAUCUCGGACAUCAGCGGUCAACUACCUUGCCAGGCGAUUGCCUUCUCGGCUGAAGCAGCACCUGAAAUCUCUCGGAACCGGCCUGCUGAACCCUGAUCUCGUUACGACUGCAUCCCUGCAACCUCUCUUAUCGGAGGUCAUCGGUCCUGACGGUGGUCUCCUCAUCAGAGCCCUCGCAGCUGGGCUGGAAGACGACUCGCUGCUCGUCCGCCGUGGAACGCUCGACCUCCUGAACUCCUGCCUACCUUUACCCUCCUUGCUCAGUUUCGCCGACUUCUCCCCGACGGACAAGAAGAUCCUGAUCAAGUCGGCUUGUGGGAUCGUACUCAGACGAGAUCUCAGCUUGAAUAAGCGGAUGUAUGGGUGGUUCUUGGGGAACGAGGAGGAGUCGGAGAAGCAGAUGGAUCGGUUCAGGUCGGUUGGGCUGGAUCUCGUUCGGGAUGCAUUGCUAGAGGAUAUGAAGGACAUCACGAAUAACACGCUCGACUCUGCCCGACCAUUCCGGAUCUUCGUAUCGCUGCUCGAUCGUUGGGAAGUGGGAUAUCCCUUAUCGAUGGCCCUUGUCUAUGAUGCCUUGAAUGUCGCCAUGCAAGUGGAUCAGAACGGCAGUGUUGAAGAGGUCGUCAAGGAAAACGCAAGGAUGGCUGCGCGAGCGGUUUAUGAGGGAGUCGAGCCUUACGUCUUCUGGUCUAUCAUAUACGGGAAGCUUCAGGUAACAGAGGGAUAUCGCGAAGCAGAUGUCACAUCCGCUCUCAACAUCACUAUUUGGGUUCUCAACACGUUCCGGAUACAAGAUGAAGAAGUCACGCGGGUCCAUUUGCCUUUGAUCUUGUAUCUCUUCGUGACUGAUCAUGAGAGGCUCGUCCGAGCCGAGCCGGACUUGUUGAUGGUUACAUCGCGAGCGAUCUUCAAGGCCCUGCCAUGGGGAAGCAUGACUGCUACUAAAGCGAACGACCAGGAUAACACGGCCAUCACAACGGCAGCUAAGGAUUACUACACCGUCGAUUCGCGCUUUCGACCCCCAGACGUGCAACGUGCUACGGGACCGUCCGCCCAGACCCUGAUUCAAGGGAACUUCACAAAGUGGACGGAAUCGCAACCUACUCCUGUUGCAUUGGCGAAGCAUUGCGGAUUGCUUGCCGACAUCAUCAUCGCUGGCGGGAACGUGACCGACGGCUUGAGCGUCCGAUGGGAACCGGAUACUUUUCUUCAGCGGAUGGUUAACGGUAUAGCGCAAACACACGACUUUGAGGAAACCGCCGCCUUUGCACAGCUGGUGCUGCACAUCGGCGCUGCUUCUUGGCUGAAGCCUGCUCUCCGACUCGGGGAUGCUGGAAUCACGCCGGAUGUCGUACAGUCGUUGUUUCGCUUCAUGCGACCCCAGCAUCUUUAUCAAAAUAAAGAAGCCUCGGCCUUGUUGUGGAGAGUGGCAGACGGUUCUUCUCCUGCUGUUCUCCGACAGACCGUCAUGCGAUCCCUAGUCAAUGAUGUUUCGAGAGGAGAUGCGGUGCAAGCGUUCAGUCGCCUUUGGACGCUAACAGAGGAUCCCUUGAAGCAGGAGGAAGCGUUCCAUCUUCCACUGUUCUACAUCCUAGAUGGCUUACAGUCUGAGGACAUCGUAUUGAAAAGGCUCGCUCAAGGAUGGAUGCGAUGCGAGCUGGGCCUUUACAUCAGAAUGUUAGACGUGAUCACUAUUCGUCUUGGGAUGCUACUACCAGUGACCAAACGUACCAGCAUCGAUAUAGCGGAUUGCGAAUUCAACGUCGAUUACCUGGGCAAGCGCGGCGAUCUCAAACAGAUCGCUUACGUCCUUGAGAAAAUGUCAGAAGUAUUGGAUCACGGAGGACAGCUAUUGGCGAACCACUUGGCGAGUUCGGCAGUCCCAGCUCGUGCAAGGAAUACAUAUGUUAUGAGCGAACUGCAGCAAGAACCGACCUACCGCGACUUUGCAUGUCAAGUUGCUCUCAGAAUGUUGUUUCUGUGGGAAACGGCCGCUGGUUUUCCCACUUCGGCUGUGGAACGGCCUCUACAUCUCGCGGCUAUCGCUCUCCUUGGCACUCUGAUAUCGCACGGCGACUGGACAACCUCGGAAUUGGCAAGCCUCGAGAACGCAAUCCUUCCGAGACUGCUGUCAUGUGUACAUGGCCGCGAUCUGGAUCUUCAGACGUCGAUCUUGGCCGUUCUCAAGAACUUGAUAAUGAAGCAGAAUGCCGAUAGGAGCCAUAUGACUUCGCCUCUGAUCGGUUCGACAAGAUCGCACAACCGCACGCGUUCAAAUAUUCCAGCUCAGAUCGAGCUCUCGCAAACUCAGCCGGACAACGCUUAUCUGCUACAGACUAUCCUCGCUGGCAUUGGCUUGACCUCAAACCGACCCAUCUUGGCCGACUGGCUCGACUUCAUCCUCAGUAUCUCGGCAGGUCUCUCGAGCAAUGUCAUGCCGAUUCUCUAUCCUAUCUCUGACGCCCUUUGUUUGCAAAUCGAGGAACGGCUAUAUAGCGCAAAUGCGUCAUUAGAAGACGGAAUGAGCAAUGGAUCUGGUGCUGAAUCAGAGAUACCUCUACUUCUGCAAGCUGCCGAGUUGAUCGUCAGGGGGAUACUUCCCACAAGCAGUUCCGGCGACACACCUGCUCCAGCCAACGGCUUCCCGGAACCAGCCGGAUUGUUCGGAUACGUGUCGACUGUCUUGACAGGGGACGGCAGUACAGCUAGGACGACAAGAGAGGCCGCGUCUAUGGGGUCAAACCAGACUAUGAGAGGAGUGGUCAGCGCAGCCAUCAACACGUUCGCUACGUUCUACGAUACGCGAGAUCUGCGACAGGCUGCCGGUCAGGACUUGGUCGCGGCCGCAAAGGCCUGUCUGUUACGGCUAUAUUCGCGGAGACCAAAUGAGACGAUCGAAGCCAUGAUAGAGGCUUCGGUCAACGAUGAUCACCUGAAAAUCGAACCCAAAGCACUCCUGGUUAUUCUGGAUUCGCUCACUUCAAGCUCUCACAAAUUGGUUUCGCUAUUAUGCGAUAUGCUCUCCCCCCUGUUCUCCGACGCCGAACGGACGAAAACGGCCAGUGGUAUCAGCCGUCCACCGAAGAUACUGGCGGUUUUGGACGCCUACUUCGCUGGAGUUGAAGCACCGGUCGCCAUUGAUGUGCUGCCGGCCGUGAUGUCCCUGGUUCGAACAGCCAAUGCGUCCACCGCCAGCUUGGCCAAAAAGCAAUUCUCUUUGCCUUUACUGGAAUCCUACUUUGCCCUGAUGCGCAAGAUAGCGCAAACUUCAGCUUUUAAUGAUCGCAGGCUGAAAAAAGACGCCUUAGACUCUCUCAUCCGGCUUGCAGAAACUGCAGUGAACGUCAACGCUGUUGAACCGCGGGACGUUCCACCGCGAUCUCCAGGACUCGGACAGAAAGGGCAGGCUAGCAUAGAGCCACACGUACAGGCGUCAGAUGCUUUGCUACGCUUCUUACGCAAAGAUUUCGUGCCUCAUCUGCGAGAGGUUUUGGACGAGGACGAAAGGGUCAUCCAGAUCACCGCUGUGAUCGGGCAUACGGUCAUCAGCCCUGUAGCCAAACAACGAGCCAGAACUGGAUUGAGCACCGAUGUCGAGUUCCUGUCCAUGCUUGAAGCGAUCGCGCACAUCCCGCAAGCCAGCAAGAGUUGGAAACCAUACGUGCAAGACGUCUUCAAUGAUCCCGGAAUCUUUGACCUGAAGGAAGGAGGCGCCCGGAUUCUAUGGAGAAAGCUGUUCGCAUUAUGGCUAAGCGGCGAGAAAGAAAGGCUACUCGACCUCUUUGAGCGUGCGCUCGUUGUGACCUCGGCAGCUAAUCUGUUCAUCAACCGAGAGCAAGAAACGCAGCAACGAGCAGCCACUAUUCGCCGGAUAUCGCUGUGCCUUUUUGUGUGCGAGAAGAAUCACUAUGUUAUCCAGCUUCCCAAUAUACAAGCCCGCCUGGUGGACCUAUCGAGGGGCUUUGCGUCAAGUCCCGUGGUUAUAUCAGAGAUGUACCUUUGUUUGAGAGUGACCAUGUGCAGGUUUGGAUCGCAACAUCUAACCGGUAUCCUGCCAAUUGUCCUGUCCGAAUUGAUACGGAGUUUCGAGGAUAUACUGGAGGAACUACCUGCCGAUAACGCAAUCAACCUCAAGACGAGCCUCGCCACUUGUAAACUGCUGGACUUGAUGCUCGCGUUGAGUAUGGAGGAGUUCCAAAUGCAUCAAUGGCUCUUCGUCAAGGACACGACGGAUGCGCUUUAUCCAGAUCCUGGAGCCAGUAGGGAGGACACUUUGACGGAGAUGUUGUCGGAUGCCAUUGCCGCUAAGCAUCACACACAUAUGACAACACCGGCAACCGCAUUCGUACCGAUUUCCCCAUCUGGCAUUUCGGGAAGAAGACCCGCACUCGCAGAGACUCACUCUAUCGGUUCGAUGGCCAGCUUGCAACCUUUCCUCAUCGGAGCGAGUUCGAGAGCGUACGAGGGGAUGUAUCAGUCGAAGCCUGUUGAUUGGCAGUUCAUCGAGGACGCCCUGGAGGCCGAGUUGUUCAGUCGGUGAGAGAAGAUCCGGGCGGAGGCAGGGAAAGAGAGCGUAAGAGGAGGCGAUACAAGGCACAUCAGCGAAAAUGUUAUGCUUGCAAAUGUAUGUAUCAAAUGUCGCAAUGAGAUCACAUAACGAUGGUCCCUUAU